AUGUUGUCGACGCCCCGCUCGACGCGUAGCAAGCCUGCCGUUUCCGGCGUGCGCUCUGCGACGACCUGUCCCGACCCGCUGGGCUGUGGACGCUUGCAGCCGUCAAGGCCCGUUUCACCCGGGUUACCGCUUUGGUAUAUCGGUGCCGGGCCCAGAGGCCCUGCUGGUGCAGCACCUUUAUCUUGCCCCUCAAAAAUUGGCACCGCAAAAUGCGGGCCUGCGUUUAUUUAUUUUGCGGCCGGUGUUUCAGAAGCCCCGCGGAUCUGGAAACGCCCGCCGCCCAGACGGGGCCACCGGCACCGGCGUUCCGCAGCUAUCUCGGGCGACUUUGACGUUCAGGAGUUUGGACUGCUGCCCCCCAUGAUGUCCAAGUCUGUGCCCGGGUCCGCCUCAUGCUCGCUCUCCGGCUCUUCCUGCGGCUCUCCCCUGAAAAGCCCGCUUGGCCAGCUCGCAGCCGAGGACUCCACGCUGUCCGGUAGGCAGAAAAUUUUGCUCACGUCGACGCCGGCGUCCGCGCACGAGGACCCGCGCACGCGGUACUUCAUCACCGAGGACACCAAGUUCGAGUCCGGCUCGAGCGUGCCGCGCGCGGUGAUCGACCUCGAUGAGGUGUUCAUGGGCUCGCGCGCGCCCGCCAGGAAGACCAGCAGAACGAUGUCCGCUCCCGAACUGGAGAGCUUCCACAUACCCAAACACUCGCUGCUGUGCUCGCCCAAGAAGAGCGACGUCGCUAUCGCAGAGGAGAUCACGGAGGAGGACUUCGAGGACUUCGAGGGCUCCGAACGGCUGCUCACCAAGACGUCCACCCAGAACUCCGAGCUCUCGUCGACCAACUCCGGCAAGGGCACGCCGCUGCAGGCGGGCGUGCUGCUCGGCGACAACUCCUCGUCCAAUUCGCUCAACUCGCAGAGUUCCAGUAGCUCGCUGCAGAAAAACUUGGCCAUCGUCAACACUCCAAGCGUCUCCAGCCUGCGUGGCAAGGUCAGAUACCAGUCCUACUACAACUCGCAGCAGAAAAUCAAUACCCAGGCCGCGUCCACGCCGUCCAGCACCGCAACGGCAGACUCCGACAGGUUUGGCCGCCGGCCUUGUCUGAUGGCGCCGUCGUCGUCGUCGUCUCCUUCCUCGGCCUUCCGCGGCGCGUCCAAGUCGCGCUCGCCGAUCCGCAACCUCAGAUACCAGACCCCGCCCCAGAAGAACCCGUUCCAGUUCGAGCCCGUCCUCUACGAGAUCCCCAAGUCGUUCCACAGAGACCACGGCUAUACGGCCUCCAUGUCGAACCCGAGCGUCGCCAAGCUGGACGAGCCUGUGGCAGAGCCCAAGAUGGAGGCCCACAAGCGGUCGAACUCGCUGUUCAGCACCCUGUCGUCCAAGUUCCACCACCGGCGCAAAUCGUCGCUGCUGUCCACGAGGUCCUCGCCGCACAAGGCCUCCAUCAUCGAGAAGACUACCGACGAGGUGUUUGGGCUCCACGAAUACGCGCACGCCAACGACUCGACUCUGCUUUUUGACGACCAGACCCUGACAGAAGAGGUCAUUGGCGAGCCGGGUCCCAUGAUCGAGGUGGUGGAGCCCAAGCCCGUGCCGGCGCUCGGCCGGCUCUCGAAAAACGGGCCGCUCAAGAAGCACUCCAAGAGCCGCAGCACGAGCUUUAUCACCUUUUCCAGCUACGAUUCGAAAAGAAGCGGAACCACCGGGGCCAGCCGUUUUUUCAGUUGGAUGAUCAAGUCCCACCGGGGUGAGCGAGCCGCAGAUAAUUAA
Molecule: messenger RNA, 1761 nt
Organism: Ogataea haglerorum
Lineage: Eukaryota; Fungi; Ascomycota; Pichiomycetes; Pichiales; Pichiaceae
Exons: 2
Coding region: 1-1761 (586 amino acids)
Source: RefSeq, a predicted model, not a curated record